UUUUUCCACUUAUAUAUAACUAUUUUAUUACUACUAUUUACAUACAAACAGCGUUAAUCAAUCAAUAUCAUCAUCAUCAUCAAUGGCGGAGAAACAUGAAGAUCUGCCGGUUCCAACACACUCAAAACUUGAAGAAGUUUAUGGCAGUGGAUCACAGCUUGAAGAAGCUGAGCUUCGUUUUUCUGUUCUCAAUUCAAAAUUCAAACAAUUCUUUGGCCAUCUUCCUCAUGUUUAUUCUCGCGCUCCAGGAAGAGUGAAUUUGAUUGGGGAGCAUAUUGACUAUGAGGGUUAUUCAGUGUUGCCCAUGGCCAUUAGGCAAGAUACAAUAGUAGCAAUUAGAAAGCGGGAUGCAGGGGAAUCUGAAAAGCUUCUUAGGAUUGCAAACGUCAAUGACAAGUACACAAUGUGUACAUAUCCUGUUGAUCCCGACCAGGAGAUUGACCUGAAGAAUCAUCGAUGGGGACACUAUUUUAUCUGUGGAUACAAAGGUUUCUAUGAAUAUGCUAAAUCGGGAGGGAUAGAUGUCGGUUCACCAGUUGGACUUGAUGUGAUGAUUGAUGGAACAGUUCCUACAGGAUCUGGGUUGUCAAGCUCUGCAGCAUUUGUGUGCUCUUCAACAAUUGCCAUAAUGGCUGCCCUCGACGUCAAUAUUUCCAAGAAAGAACUUGCUCAACUAACAUGCGUGUGCGAAAGACACAUUGGGACUCAAUCUGGUGGAAUGGACCAGGCAAUAUCCAUCAUGGCCAAAACUGGGUUUGCUGAACUCAUAGAUUUCAACCCAAUUCGUGCAACUGAUGUGCAACUUCCAGCUGGCGGAUCUUUUGUGAUUGCCCAUUCAUUGGCUGAAUCUCAAAAAGCAGUAACUGCUGCAACCAACUACAAUAACCGAGUUGUAGAAUGUCGAUUAGCUUCUAUUGUACUUGGCAUCAAACUUGGAAUGGAUCCCGAAGAGGCGAUAUCAAAAGUGAAAACACUUUCCGAUGUGGAAGGUUUAUGUGUAUCUUUUGCAGGCACUCACGGGUCUUCUGAUCCUACCCUUGCUGUUAAGGAGUAUCUCAAAGAAGAGCCAUAUACAGCUGAAGAAAUUGAGAAACUCACUUCUAAAAGCUUGAAUCUGAUAUUCGCUGACUCAGCAUCUUCACUGGAUGUGCUAAAAGCUGCCAAGCAUUACAAAUUGUUCCAGAGAGCCUUUCACGUGUAUUCUGAAGCGAAGCGAGUAUAUGCUUUCAAGGAUGCGGUAUCAUCAAAUAUCGAUGAGGAGGAAAAGCUGAAGAAGCUUGGUGAUCUUAUGAAUGAUAGCCACUAUAGUUGCAGUGUUCUAUUUGAGUGCAGCUGUCCGGAGCUAGAAGAAUUGGUGAGUAUUUGUAAAGGUAAUGGAGCACUCGGAGCUAGGCUUACUGGAGCCGGAUGGGGUGGAUGUGCAGUUGCUUUGGUUAAAGAAAGCAUUGUCCCACAAUUCAUUCUAAAUUUAAAGGAGCAAUUUUAUCAAUCUAGGAUUGACAAUGGGACAAUUAACAAGAGUGAUCUCGGUCUCUAUGUGUUUGCGUCAAAGCCAUCGAGUGGAGCAGCCAUCUUCAAGUUUUAGUUUGAAUCCCUCCCUCUUGUACUUCUAUUAGAUUAUUUGUGAAAUAUUUAUAUGCACUCGGUCUCUUUCGAUUUAUUUAUAGACAAUGAUCAGGUGAUCCCUCUUUAUUUUUAGGGUAUAGAGUAAUGUCUCUCAGAAAAUAAGUUUCUUAAAUUUGUAUAGAAACAUUUCAAAAAUGUGAAUUAUUUGUCGAGCAAAGUUAAAGAUAACGUAGUUCUCUCAA
This is a messenger RNA of Erigeron canadensis, 1808 nucleotides long. RefSeq names its product galactokinase. Gene Ontology annotation, cellular component: cytoplasm; cytosol. The transcript is spliced from 13 exons. Bases 83 to 1585 code for a protein of 500 amino acids. The record is from RefSeq and is a predicted model, not a curated record. Lineage: Eukaryota; Viridiplantae; Streptophyta; Magnoliopsida; Asterales; Asteraceae. Gene Ontology annotation, biological process: carbohydrate phosphorylation; galactose metabolic process. Gene Ontology annotation, molecular function: galactokinase activity; ATP binding.